AUGGCUGUUGAUCGGCUCGGCUCCAUCCUCAAGCACCUGUCUCCGGGCAGCUCGCUCUCCCAGAUCACCUCCAAGAAUGCCGAUGAUAUCGUCAUCACGCUCGCCAUCCGGACACCAUUGACCAAGGCGAAGAAGGGCGGCUUCAAAGACACCAGCCUGGAGUAUAUGGUCUACGCCCUGCUAAAGGAAGUGCGCGAGCGCAGCAAGAUCGACCCUGCGCUUGUCGAGGAUAUCUGCCUGGGAAAUGUCUCGGACGGCAAGGCCGCCUACAAGCUACGAGCCGCCUCGCUGGCCGCCGGCUUCCCAAACACCACCAGCUGCUCCUCCCUGAACCGCUUCUGCUCGUCAGGCCUCAAAGCCGUGGCCGACAUUGCCCACGCUAUCCAUAGCGGCUCCAUCGAGGUGGGCGUCGCGAUAGGCGCCGAGCAAAUGACCAUUGGCGGCGACGCCCUGGAGAAGCCGUUUGACGAGGAGGUGACCAAACACUCGACAGAGUCGGCCGACUGCAUGCAGCCCAUGGGCUGGACGAGCGAGAACGUGAGCCGCGACUUCAACAUCUCGCGCGAGGAGAUGGAUAAGUACGCCGCCGAGAGCUUCCAGCGCGCCGAGCGGGCGCAGAAGGCCGGCCUGUUCGAUGACGAGAUCGUGCCGAUCAAGACGCGUGUCAAGGACGCCAACGGCGAGUGGCAGGACGUCACGCUCACCAGGGACGACGGCAUCCGGCCGGGCACCACCUUUGAGGCGCUGUCCAAGAUCCGGGUCGCCUUUCCACAGUGGGGGCCCACCACGACCGGCGGCAACGCCAGCCAAGUCACCGAUGGAGCCGCUGCCAUCCUCCUAAUGAAGCGCUCAACCGCCAUCAAGCUAGGCCAGCCGAUCCUAGCCAAGUACGUCGGCUCGACGGUGGCGGGCCUGGCGCCGCGCAUCAUGGGCAUCGGGCCGACGGUGGCCAUCCCCAAGCUGCUCUCGCAGCACAACCUGUCGCUGGCCGACGUGGACGUAGUCGAGGUCAACGAGGCAUUUGCGAGCAUGGCCGUCUACUGCCGCGACAAGCUGGGCCUGGACUGGGCCAAGAUGAACCCGCGCGGCGGCGCCAUCGCGCUGGGCCACCCGCUCGGCGCCACGGGCGCCCGACAGAUCGUCACGGGCCUGAGCGAGUGCCGGCGGUCGGGCAAGAAGAUCCUGCUGACGAGUAUGUGCAUCGGCACGGGUAUGGGCAUGGCCGGGUUGUUUGUAAAUGAGCAAUGA
Messenger RNA from Parathielavia appendiculata, 1248 nucleotides. Its product is annotated as 3-ketoacyl-CoA thiolase. Gene Ontology annotation, biological process: phenylacetate catabolic process; fatty acid beta-oxidation. The transcript is spliced from 4 exons. Gene Ontology annotation, molecular function: acetyl-CoA C-acyltransferase activity. Gene Ontology annotation, cellular component: peroxisome. The coding region runs from base 1 to 1248 and encodes 415 amino acids. The record is from RefSeq and is a predicted model, not a curated record. NCBI's taxonomy places the organism in Eukaryota, Fungi, Ascomycota, Sordariomycetes, Sordariales, Chaetomiaceae.